Messenger RNA from Rhizopus microsporus ATCC 52813, 1667 nucleotides. Its product is annotated as Flavocytochrome c. Bases 103 to 1596 code for a protein of 497 amino acids. Gene Ontology annotation, molecular function: FMN binding; oxidoreductase activity. The record is from RefSeq and is a predicted model, not a curated record. NCBI's taxonomy places the organism in Eukaryota, Fungi, Mucoromycota, Mucoromycetes, Mucorales, Rhizopodaceae. The transcript is spliced from 3 exons.
UUUCUUUUUCUUUUUUUUCUUUUGUUGAUGAAAUUAUUAACCCAUUUGGUGGUUAUUGUCUUUAUUGCUUACACUUCUUACAGGUUUAUACAUCAAAAUAACAUGACACAUCAAUACAAGACAGUCAUCAUUGUUGGCAGUGGACUUGCUGGUCUCUCGGCUGCUAUUGAAGCACAUUAUCAAGGAAAUACUCGUGUCAUCUUGAUUGAAAAAGAGGAUAAAAUAGGGGGUAAUUCAAUGAAGGCAACUUCUGGUAUAAAUGCAAUCGAACCUUUGACGGGUGAUAAUCGUGAUGCUUUCGUACAAGACACGUUAAAAUCGGGUGGUGGUUUAAGUGAUGAGUCACUGGUCGCCAAAUUGGUUGAUGAAAGUAGACAUGCUCUUGACUGGUUGAUCAAACAAAGUGAAUUCGAAACAGACAUACCCUCACUCGAUCUAUCCGUCGUCUCACGUUGUGGUGGUCAUUCUUUUGGCCGUACUCACCGCUGUCCACCACAGAAUGGUCGUCCUGUACCUGUAGGAUGGAAGCUGAUUGAUACCCUCAAGAAGCGCUUCAUGUCUUUGCCUGAUACCAAAGUGCUGACUAAUACACGUGUCACCAGACUGUUGACAGAGCAAGAUAAAAUAACAGGUGUUGAGAUUUUGAAUGAGGAAGAGAAACGCGAAAUUCCUGCUAAUGCUGUCGUUUUGGCUACUGGGGGCUAUGGCGGUCAAACGGGUACUCGAUUACCAGAUGGACAUGCCACGCUCUUGAGUGAAUUUGCUCCUCAGUUGGUUCAUACAGCAACAACAAAUGGACCCUGGGCUAAUGGUGAUGGUAUCCGUCUAGCCUUGGCUGUAAAGGCUGGCUUGAGAGAUAUGGACCAAGUUCAGCUUCAUCCUACGGGUUUUGUUGACCCUAACCAACCUACCUUGUCCACAAAAUUUCUUGCCCCUGAGGCAUUACGUGCCUAUGGAGGCAUUCUUCUGAACGGUGAUGGCAAACGCUUUGUGGAUGAACUCAACCUUCGUGACCGUGUAACAGAUAAAAUCCUUCAACAAACAAGCACAGUAUACCGCCGACCUGAGAGCUGGAUGCACAAGAUUCUCCCCAAAAAAUACCCUGCAGCUUACCUAGUGCUGACAGACGAAGCGGUUGAAAACUUUGGCAAAAGUACACUAGGAUUUUACGCUUCCAAGGGUUUUUUUGUUCAAGUGGAAGGCAUUGGCAAUUUGGCAAAGGAUGUCUUGGGUGUAGACAAGGAAGAAGUUGAGCAAACAUUCAAAGAACAUGAUAGCCAUAUCGAAAGUGCAUCGCCUGAUGAUUUUGGAAAGACUGUGUUUCCCAGUCGAUUGUUGCCAGAAACCCCAACUACCUAUUGGGUUGCUCUUGUUACGCCUGUAGUGCAUUAUACCAUGGGUGGCCUCAACAUGAACACAGAUGCUGCCAUACUGCGUCAGGAUAAUCAAACAGUGAUUCCAGGUUUAUAUGGAGCAGGUGAAGUGACAGGAGGUGUGCAUGGACGUAACCGCCUGGCUGGCAACUCUCUCUUAGAAUGUGUUGUAUUCGGAAGAGCCGCUGGUCGUAAUGCUGCCAUUUACUCCCAAAGCUCCUAAUACUUUUCAAAAAUAAAUCAUCUCUUGUUCAAAAUCAUAUAUAUGACUGUGGUUUUGAUGAUGUAUUCUAA